AUAUAUCGUUUCCUUUUACCCCUUAUUUGUUUAUUUAUUUUUACUUGAAAUUUAAUUGAAUGAAAUUUUGAUGAGUAUCUAUAAUUUUAUAUUGUGAUUCAAGGUUUACUUGUAAGUUAAGAUUGGCUUUCAUGGAUACAAAAGGCCCAUCUUCUUCCUCUUCUUCAAGUCAUAAGUGGGAAUACGAUGUCUUUUUAAGUUUCAGAGGUAAGGAUACUCGCAAAAAUUUUACAGAUCAUUUGUACUCAAGCUUGAAACAGAAGGGUGUCAACACCUUUAGGGAUGAUAAAAAUCUUGAGAGAGGUGAACCUAUUUCACCUAAGCUUUUAAAAGCAAUAGAAGAAUCAUUGUUUGCUAUUGUCAUUCUCUCAAAAAACUAUGCAUCCUCAACAUGGUGUUUGGAUGAACUUGUGAAGAUCAUGGAAUGCAAAAAAAAGAUGGGGCAAAUAGUCUUACCCAUUUUUUACGAUGUGGACCCAUCUGAGGUGCGAAAACAGACAGGAGCAUAUGCACAAGCAUUUGAAGAACAUGAAAAGCGUUUCAAAGAGAAUAUAGGUAAAGUUCACACAUGGAAAGCUAUUUUGACAGAAGUGGCCAAUCUCUCUGGAUUUCCUUUACAAGAUAGGCAUGAGUCAGAAUUUAUCCAAGAUAUUGUGGAAGAGAUAUUGCACAAAUUAAGUUACGUGUUCCAAAGAGAUAUUGAUGAUUUAGUUGAAAUAGAUUCUCGAGUAGAGGAAUUGAUGAAACUUUUGGCAAUAGAAUCGAGCGAUGUUCGAAUCAUAGGGGUUUGGGGGAUGGGAGGAAUUGGUAAGACAACUCUUGCUAGAGUUGUCUAUCAGAAGAUUUUUAAUGAUUUUGAAGGUGGUAGUUUUAUCGCUAAUAUUGGAGAAGAAUUUGAAAGGCAUGGUUUACUACCAUUACAACAAAAACUUAUCUGUGAAAUUUUGAGGGAGAGAAGUAUGAAUAUACGAGAUGUUGAUGACGGUGUUCUUAUGAUUAAGAAUAGGUUAAGCCAUAAAAGGAUUCUUCUUGUUAUUGAUGAUGUAAAUCAAUUCAACCAAUUAGAAAAGUUAGUUGGGAAUCUUAAUUGGUUUGGUCCAGGUAGUAGAGUUAUUAUCACAACAAGAGAUAAGCAUUUGUUGAUAAGACAUAACGUAUUUGAAAUAUAUGAGGUUAAAGAAUUGAAUGAUGAUGAUGCCCUUCGUCUUUUUAGUUUGAAAGCUUUUAAGAGAGAAUGUCCUGCCAAAGAUUAUCUAGAAUUGUCUAUACAAUUUGUAAAUUAUGCUAAAGGCCUUCCUCUAGCUAUUGAGGUUUUGGGUUCUUUUUUGAUUGGUAGAGGAAAGGAGGAAUGGAAAAGUGAAUUAGAAAGGCUUAUAGAAUUUCCAAAUAAAGAAAUUAUCAAUAUAUUUCAAAGAAGUUUUGAUGGACUUCGGGAAACAGAUAAGGAAAUAUUUCUACAUAUUGCAUGUUUCUUUAAUAGGAAGAGAAACGAUUAUGUGGUAGAAAUACUAGAUUAUCUUGGCCUUUACCCUAAAAUUGGUUUAAAGGUUCUCAUUGAAAGGUCUCUUUUAAAAGAUCUUGAAGGCAAAUUUCAAAUGCAUGACAUACUACAAAAAAUGGGUCAAGACAUAGUUCGUAAAGAUUAUCCUCAAGACCCUGGCAGGUGGAGUAGAUUAUGGUUAUAAAGAUAUUCAUAAUGUGCUAAUGAAAA
This is a messenger RNA of Quercus robur (English oak), 1711 nucleotides long. RefSeq names its product disease resistance protein RUN1-like. Gene Ontology annotation, molecular function: ADP binding. The record is from RefSeq and is a predicted model, not a curated record. Lineage: Eukaryota; Viridiplantae; Streptophyta; Magnoliopsida; Fagales; Fagaceae. The transcript is spliced from 2 exons. The coding region runs from base 132 to 1685 and encodes 517 amino acids. Gene Ontology annotation, biological process: defense response; signal transduction.